Molecule: messenger RNA, 677 nt
Organism: Aplysia californica (California sea hare)
Lineage: Eukaryota; Metazoa; Mollusca; Gastropoda; Aplysiida; Aplysiidae
Biological process (GO): signal transduction
Molecular function (GO): protein binding
Source: RefSeq, a predicted model, not a curated record
AAAACCUUUUGACAUAAACUGAGAUAAUGAAACAAACAAGCAGCUGCCAAAGUUACUCUUUAACCCAAUUUGCUUUCUUAUACUGCCUCAACAGACGGCUACAGUUUCUACAUGACAUUUUCCGAAGAGCAGCAGCUUUCUGAACUCAGUCAAGGUGCUCCGCCAUCUCCACUGACCAAGUCUUGCAACUCCCUCUGAAGUUUCAGCUCCUCAGCUUUUUUCAUGGUCGGACGGCCUGAGGAAGAGACAAAGAAAACCAAAAGCUGAUGCCAGCUCCGGACGAAGAAGACACUCAUGAUCACCUCUUCGCUGUCGUUGUUGUCAUGGCAACCAUCUGCCUCACGCUGUUCGCUUCAGCGUGCGCAUGCAUACUGUGUCCGCGCGCAAGCCACUUCCUGUGUCUGCGGGCCUGCCCGUCAGUGUGCUCAGCCAGUUGCCAGGUCCUCACCGAGGGCUGCCAGAGGGCGUGGCAUGGAACAGUGUCGGGGGCGGGCCGAUACAUGCUGGUCGUGCCCCGAGGCGCAGAGAAUGAGGGCUUACUUGUGUAGCCUUUGAUCUUUUUUGGCACAAGGAAAAGGGUCCGUGUGGGGGUGGGGGGUGGGGGGAGACAGACAGACUGACUCAACUGACUGACGUUGUUGUAUUUUCUCCAAAUAAAAAAAAUAAAUGAUAUCCAA